Lodderomyces orthopsilosis Co 90-125 is the source of this 1476-nucleotide messenger RNA. It is a transcript of the gene CLB2, whose product is annotated as B-type cyclin. The transcript has a single exon. Bases 1 to 1476 code for a protein of 491 amino acids. Gene Ontology annotation, molecular function: cyclin-dependent protein serine/threonine kinase regulator activity. NCBI's taxonomy places the organism in Eukaryota, Fungi, Ascomycota, Pichiomycetes, Serinales, Debaryomycetaceae. The record is from RefSeq and is a predicted model, not a curated record. Gene Ontology annotation, biological process: regulation of cyclin-dependent protein serine/threonine kinase activity; G2/M transition of mitotic cell cycle. Gene Ontology annotation, cellular component: nucleus; centrosome; cytoplasm.
AUGCCACAAGCCACAAUCACACACUCUGCGAGUAAUGAAAAUGACUAUAAGCUAACAAGGGCAAAGAUUCUAUCAGAGCAGCAGCUGGGUCUACAACUUGACAGAACAUCACAAGAGCCAAUCGAGACAUCCACUCAAGAACUAUACGAAGAAAACAGGCCACCUAUAUCCACUGCAAAGCAAAGUAAAUCUAGAUCAACUAUAACCACUGCAACUACAACAACACGUCAGUACUUAGGUGAUGUAUCUAAUCAAUACCACAGUAGUGGUGUCAAACCAGUACCACAAGCACAGCUGCAGUUGCAACUACUGAAGAAGAGGAAACCAUUUGCUAGAGACGUUCAGCCUUUACAAAACAAAGCCAAUAGAGUAAUACCAAUUGUGCCUGAUGGGAUCAAUACAACACAGAAACCACAACUGGCGAAUCUACUUGUACCAUCACGAUUACCUCAAAAAAGACAGGCUACUGAAUCAUCAACAAACUUGGUCGAAAAGUUGAAAAUACCAGAACCCCAGCCACAUCACGCAUCUGCAUCUUCAAACACUAUUGCAUCCACUUCAACCUAUAAGAAGUCACGUUUGAUUGAUUAUGAAUGGCAGGAUCUUGAUGAAGAAGACUACGAUGAUCCAUUGAUGGCCAGUGAGUACGUCAAUGACAUCUUUACUUAUUUUUAUGAAUUGGAACAACGAAUGUUGCCCGAUCCACAAUACCUUUACAAACAGAAAAAUCUAAAACCCAAAAUGAGAUCAAUAUUGGUUGAUUGGUUGGUUGAAAUGCAUUUAAAGUUUAAAUUACUUCCAGAGUCGUUAUUUCUUGCCAUAAAUAUAAUGGAUCGAUUUAUGUCAAUUGAGGCAGUUGAAAUUGACAAGUUGCAAUUAUUGGCCACUGGCUCAUUAUUCAUUGCAGCAAAAUAUGAAGAAGUUUUUUCUCCCCUGGUUAAAAAUUAUGCAUUCUUCACCGAUGGAUCAUAUCUGGUGGAAGAAAUUUUGCAAGCUGAAAAAUAUAUCUUGACAGUUUUAAACUUUGAUUUAAACUAUCCCAACCCAAUGAAUUUUCUUCGGAGAAUUUCCAAAGCAGAUGACUAUGACGUUCAAUCGAGAACAUUGGGAAAAUACCUAUUGGAGAUCACUAUUAUAGAUUACAAAUUUAUCGGAAUGAAACCAUCCUUGUGUUGUGCCCUGGCCAUGUAUUUGUCGCGUUUGAUAUUGGGCAAAAUCCCCGUGUGGAAUGGGAACUUGAUUCAUUACAGUGGUGGGUACCGUAUCAAUGACAUGAGAGAAUGUGUUGAGUUGAUGUUUCAAUACAUCAUCUCACCUAUUGAGCACGAUGAAUUCUUCAAAAAAUAUGCCAUGCGAAAAUUUAUGAGAGCAAGUACCUUGUGUCGCAAAUGGGCCGAAAAAUUUCAAAUGGAAGGUAGAGAUUUAUUUGAUGAAAGUUUAUCUACUCAUCGGUUAACGAUUGAAGUGGAUAACUAG